Messenger RNA from Saimiri boliviensis boliviensis (Bolivian squirrel monkey), 249 nucleotides. RefSeq names its product DNA-directed RNA polymerases I, II, and III subunit RPABC4. Gene Ontology annotation, cellular component: RNA polymerase II, core complex; RNA polymerase III complex; RNA polymerase I complex. Gene Ontology annotation, biological process: DNA-templated transcription. NCBI's taxonomy places the organism in Eukaryota, Metazoa, Chordata, Mammalia, Primates, Cebidae. The record is from RefSeq and is a predicted model, not a curated record. Gene Ontology annotation, molecular function: DNA binding; zinc ion binding.
GAGACGAGCUGGAUUGUAUUUGGAAACAAGGAGUUUUCCCGUGUUGCAGACUAACAAUGGACACUCAGAAGGACGUUCAACCUCCAAAGCAGCAACCAAUGAUAUACAUCUGUGGAGAAUGUCACACAGAAAAUGAAAUAAAAUCUAGGGAUCCAAUCAGAUGCAGAGAAUGUGGAUACAGAAUAAUGUACAAGAAAAGGACUAAAAGAUUGGUCGUUUUUGAUGCUCGAUGAAACCUGGGAAUUCAGA